AUAUUACUAAGCUUAAUAAGCUUAUCUGACUUUAACAAUUAUUCCAUGAAUAUAAAAAUUUAAGAUCAACAUUUAAGUGACGUUUCGGGUUUAAAGGCAUAUUAUUGGUUAAAUUUUAAUCUUCCGUGAUGAAAGCUAUAUAUAAAGCUGUGGAUAUUUUCAAAAAACACUUUAUUCCAGAAACGCUUUUGUUAAAAAAAGAUAAGGAAGUUAAACCAUGGCAAUGAUGUGGGCAGCGCUCCUUAUGUCCGCCAUCGUAUGUACAAGUUCCCAGUACAUUUACUCGAAAGAUCGUUGUGCCAGUAAUGGAGAGAAAAUGUUGCAGAUUCGAGAUCUUCUGAUCAAACAAAUUAGGAUCCAAGAAUCUGUAGAUUCCCUCGGGCGGAUGGUGAAGAGACUGGAGGAAGAUGUUACCAAGACCCAUGAAGAUGUUCGAAUUGUCAGGAAAGAGUUACACAUAUAUAAAGAUUGCAAGGACCUCUAUAUAAAUGGUAAUACAGUAUCUGGUGUGUAUGAGAUAUAUCCAUUUGGUAAUAACAGCAAGGUCAGCGUCUUCUGUGACAUGAUGACAGAAGGUGGAGGGUGGACGGCAAUUCAGAAGCGGAUAAGCGGUUCUGUUGGUUUCAACAGAAAGUGGGCGGACUAUAAAAAAGGUUUUGGGGACCUAAAAGAUUCCUACUGGAUAGGUGAAUAUUUCUUUAACCAAUUAUUUAAUAAAUAGAAUCUUAGAUAUAUGUGUUGGUCUUAGUUUAAACAACCUUUCUUAUUCUAUGAGUGGUUAUAAAGAUCUCUUAAUUUAUAAAUUCAUGUACAUUUGAUACAAAAUUAAAUUGAUUACUGACACAUCUCUGCAUAAUAUUUAAAUGCAUUGGUUGCAUUUUAUUAAGGCGACCCAGAAAUAUUUUUUUUUUCUUUAUCGUGUUUACGUUUGCCUACUUCA
Molecule: messenger RNA, 940 nt
Organism: Saccostrea cuccullata (small rock oyster)
Lineage: Eukaryota; Metazoa; Mollusca; Bivalvia; Ostreida; Ostreidae
Product: angiopoietin-2-like
Exons: 4
Coding region: 218-721 (167 amino acids)
Source: RefSeq, a predicted model, not a curated record